Molecule: messenger RNA, 3315 nt
Organism: Colletes gigas
Lineage: Eukaryota; Metazoa; Arthropoda; Insecta; Hymenoptera; Colletidae
Gene: Etl1
Product: SWI/SNF-related matrix-associated actin-dependent regulator of chromatin subfamily A containing DEAD/H box 1 homolog
Exons: 13
Coding region: 232-2736 (834 amino acids)
Cellular component (GO): nucleus
Molecular function (GO): ATP-dependent chromatin remodeler activity; chromatin binding; DNA binding
Source: RefSeq, a predicted model, not a curated record
GGUCGAACGGUCGUCGGUUCAAAAUACAACUGACAUGCGAUUAAGAAGCUUUGUUAAGUGUAAUUUUAUAAGUGAUAUUGCGAGUGUCAUAGGUUUCUGUUAGAUAUUCCUUUUCGUUGAUAAUUGUUGGAAAAUAACAGGACCGUCCGAGGCAACUUUAAAAUCACUAAAAAUUCAGAAUCCAGAUAACCUAAAUAACUGUUAAAUAGCGUCUCUCAUUCGAUUGACGAGAUGUCGGAUUCGAAUUCACCGAAAACAGAUGCAAGCAGCCCGACUCUUUUAGGAAAUUUACGGCAAUUUCGAUUUCAAAAGAAACAACUGAAACCAUUAAAUAUGUCGGAUGAUGACAGUAAUUUAACAAGUUCUGAAAUACAGUUUCGACGUAAGGCAGUGAAUGUAAUUGAGGACAGCGACAGCGAUGCAGGUAUUCCGUCGGCUAAAAAUACAGGCUCUUCUGUUGACAAAGAUGAGGACGUCCAUAGUAACAGAAAUUGGAAUAACGACGAUGGUAGUGAAGUCUCUAGAAAAAGUAGAAAGAGAAGCAACAAGUGUCCUUCUAAAAAGAGUAAGAAAAAAAGAAGAAAAUUGAACAACGAAGAAGACGUAGAUAUCGAUUCAGAUGAAACAAAUUUUAAGGACAAAGUAUUUAAUAGCGACGAAGAUUCGGACAUGGAAGUAUCUAAUGAACUUACCGGCGACAAAAAAGCAGUUUUGGAAUUUAUGCAAAACUCUCCUGCGUCCGAAUUACUUUUAAUGUCUCAUUGUACUCAAAAGAGGGCUAAUGCUAUUAUAAAAGCAAGGCCGUUUAAUAACUGGAGAGACUUAGUUGAAAAGUUCCAAAGCUAUAAAUAUUUAGAUACAGAGCUGUUGAAUUCAGCUCAAGAAUUAUUAGCUACAAGACACGAAGUCGAAACUCUCAUGAAGAAGUGUCUUCGUUUAUCUACAAAUAUUGAGAAGGCUGUAGCUGUAGGAGCAUCGGCUAUUAAAAAGCAACCAAGAGGAUUAUCGCCAAAUCUAAUGUUAGCCCCGUAUCAAAUGGUUGGUUUGAAUUGGCUGGCUGUGAUGCACGCGCAAAACGUGAACGGCAUUCUUGCAGACGAAAUGGGUCUGGGGAAAACGAUCCAAGUAAUAGCCUUCCUUACAUACUUGAAAGAAGCUGGUCUCAAAGAUGAGAAAGAUGGGCCACACUUGAUAGUUGUUCCCAGUUCAACAAUGGAAAAUUGGAACAACGAGAUGGAGAAAUGGUCACCCGGGUUGAAGGUUGUGCGAUACUUUGGGUCUCAGGAAGAAAGGAAAGAGAUGAGAAUGGGAUGGCGGAACGGCGAUCUAGAUGACGUUGACAUUUUAUUAACUACGUAUAAUUUAAUUAGCAGUACACCGGAAGAGCGGAGAUUAUUUCGUGUCAUGCCGAUACACUAUGUAAUUUUCGACGAAGCUCAUAUGUUGAAAAAUAUGAGCACCAUUAGAUACGAAAAUCUCGUUAGAGUCAACGCCAAGUAUCGAAUUCUGUUAACGGGUACUCCUCUACAAAAUAAUUUAUUGGAAUUGAUGUCGCUCUUGACAUUCGUGAUGCCCUCGUUAUUUGCCAGCAAACAAGCGGACUUGAAGAGUUUAUUUGCAAAAAAUGCGAAGGUAUCAGCAGUUAACAAAAAUGGCGAACGGGCAUUGUUCGAGCAGGAUCAAGUUAAGAAUGCAAAACAAAUUAUGAAGCCGUUUGUGCUUCGUCGUUUGAAAGCGGAGGUUCUUCGAGAUUUGCCUGAGAAAACUGAUCGUGUCAUAAGAUGUCCGAUGACGAAGAGACAACAGAAAUUGUAUCAAAAUUUGAUCGAGGAAUUUUCGGCGGAAGCCGAUCAGAGCACUGAAGUUAAUGGUGUCGGGAUGAUGAUACAGUUGAGGAAGUUGGCCAAUCAUCCACUAUUGGCGCGAGAUCAGUUUAACGAAUCCAAGUUAAAAUUAAUAUCGGACAGACUGGCGAAAGAACACGGUUAUAAAGAAAAGAACCCGGAUUACAUAUUCGACGAUCUGCACUGGAUGACUGAUUAUCAAAUAAAUGAAUUGACAAGAACGUACAAAAGCUUAGCUGGUCUAGGUUUGCAACAAGAACUCAUCCCCGAAGCUGGCAAAUUAAGAGUAAUGGACGAUUUAUUACCAAAGUUACAAGAGGACGGCCAUAGAGUAUUGAUCUUCAGUCAAUUUACAAUGGUAUUGGAUAUUUUGGAGGAAUAUCUGACAAUUAGAGGAAAAACGUAUACAAGAUUGGAUGGAAGUACACCGGUAACGGAUCGACAGUUUUUGAUAAAUCAGUUCACGGAAGACGAAAGUAUAUUCAUAUUUUUAUUAUCAACAAAAGCUGGAGGUUUAGGGAUCAAUUUAACAACCGCGGAUACGGUUAUAAUUCAUGAUAUUGAUUUCAACCCAUACAAUGAUAAACAGGCAGAGGAUCGAUGUCACAGAGUAGGUCAGAAAAGACCAGUUACCAUAAUUAGAUUAUUAAGCGAAGGUACUAUAGAAGAAAAUAUGUACGAAAUAGCCAAGGAUAAAUUGCAUCUUGAACAACAAAUUACUCGUAACGAAGAAAACGAAAGCACAGACAAAAAGAGUAUACUGAAGUUACUUAAGAUGACGUUAGGUUUGGAACACAGUAAAUCCUUAUCGUUGGCUGGGUCAAAGACUGCUAGGACGAGUAAUGGAGUGGCAAACAACGAAGCGGAUAGCGACAUAGAAUUUAAAAAUUAAUCUUUUACUUAAACAUAUUUUUUUCUAGCAGAAUAUUUGACAAAUUUUUAUAUGCAUCCUUAAACUUUGUGAUAAAAUACUGUUACAGUUGCACAAAAAAAAAACGAUGAAGGUCCGAUUUAAACAAUUCUAUAUCGCACGUUUUUUUUUAUUUAAUGGUUGCAUGUACGAAACCUUCGCGAAAAUGUGUACACAAUUGUAAUCUACGAUAUUUAUGAAUCGCAAACUCAAUUUAUAUUUUCUAUACCGAUUAUUAAAUCAUUCUUGUAUUUAUAUAAGCAUAUAUUUAGAUUCAUACUUAAUUUUUUUAUUUUUUUUUGUGCUUGUGUCUAUGUUCGAAUAUUUAAUUAUAUAUUUUUAAAUGUAAAAUCCGAUGAAAAUGGUUAAGACUGCACAAUACUUACUAGUAACAUGGAAAAGAGCAAAGACCUGAAAGUGAACAACAACAAAAAAAAAAAUUAUACGAUAAAAAUAGAACGUAAUAAGAAUGAUACGUCGAAAUGCAUAUUUAUUUGGUUUUACUGUAUACACAUUCCUCAAGAGAUUACUUGAUUAUUGUACAAAACCAUUAAAGGUAUU